Molecule: messenger RNA, 2464 nt
Organism: Oncorhynchus keta (chum salmon)
Lineage: Eukaryota; Metazoa; Chordata; Actinopteri; Salmoniformes; Salmonidae
Product: syntaxin-binding protein 3
Exons: 19
Coding region: 33-1889 (618 amino acids)
Biological process (GO): intracellular protein transport; vesicle-mediated transport; neurotransmitter secretion
Cellular component (GO): secretory granule; plasma membrane
Molecular function (GO): syntaxin binding
Source: RefSeq, a predicted model, not a curated record
AACAGACUACUCGCGCGUAGUUGUCGACACUGAUGACGCACAAAGUACGGGACAGGGCAAGCGCCAGUGGAAAUUGGAAAAAAAGAAACAAGAUGGCAACUGUUUCAGAGCACGGGCUAAAAAGAGUAGUUUGGCAAAGAAUAAAGGAAACGAUCAUCGAGGAUUGCAAGAAGUCAGAAAUAUGGAAGAUAUUGAUAUUGGACCACUUCACCACCAAGCUCCUGUCGUCAUGUUGCAAAAUGUCCGACUUGAUGCAAGAGGGAAUUACCAUUGUGGAGGACCUCUACAAAAGCAGAGAGCCUGUACUAGAAAUGAAGGCUAUCUACUUCAUGACCCCGACAGCAAAGUGUGUGGAUGCCUUCAUUGGUGACUUCAAGUUGAAACCCAAGUACAAAGCAGCAUACGUUUAUUUCACUGACUAUUGUUCGGAUGAGUUGUUCAACAAAAUGAAACUGUACUGUGGAAAGUAUAUACGUGUCUGUAAGGAAUUAAACAUUUCCUUCUUGCCCCAGGAGUCACAGGUGUUCACUUGUGAUAACCCUGGGGCCUUCCGCAGUAUCUACAGCCCUCACUGUAGUCAGGACAAAGUGAAGACAUUGGAGACUUUGGCAGCCCAGAUCGUCACUCUCUGUGCCACGCUGGACGAGAACCCAGGGGUCAGAUACAAGAAGGAGACCGUGUUGGAGAACACCACUCUGGAUAACGCCAAACAGCUUGCAGCACUGGUGGAUUACAAACUGACUAAGCACUACGAUAUGGAUGACAAUAGCAAGAAAAAGGGAAAGACCCAGGCCCAGCUGUUAAUCGUAGAGAGGGGCUUUGACCCUGUGACCCCCAUCCUACAUGAGCUGACCUAUCAGGCCAUGGCCUACGACCUUGUCCCAAUCAAGAACGACACCUACAAAUACAAGUCUAAAGAUGGUUCUGAGAAGGAGGCCCUGCUGAAUGAGGAUGACCAGCUGUGGGCCAGACUCAGACACAUGCACAUUGCUGAGGUGUCAGAACAAAUACCUAAACUGGUGAAAGAAAUUUCUGCCAACAAAAAACAGCCAGAUGGAAAGAUCACAAUAAGCGGUUUAUCCCAGCUUAUGAAGAAGAUGCCCCACUUCCGCAAGCAGGUUGCUCAGAAAACGGUCCAUCUGAAUUUGACUGAAGACUGUAUGAACCACUUCCAGAAGAACGUGGAGAAACUCUGCAAAGCUGAGCAGGACCUGGCAGUAGGGUCUGAUGUGGAGGGUGUGAAGGUGAAGGACCCCAUGAGGACACUGCUCCCUGUCCUGCUGCACCCCCAUGGUACCUAUGACAAGAUCAGAGCUGUUCUCCUCUACAUCUUCAGUCUCAAUGGAACAACAGAGGAAAACCUGAACAAACUCAUCCAGCACGUUAAGAUCGAGGAGGAUCGAGAGUUCAUUCUCAACUGGCGAGAACUGGGAGUCCCCAUCAUAUCUUCGCCAAGCUUCUUCCCAAUGCGUAGGUCAUCUCGAAGGGACCGCACUCAGGAGGAGACAUACAGCCUGUCCCGAUGGACACCUGUCAUCAAAGACGUGAUGGAGGAUGCUGUGGAGAACAAGCUGGAGACCAGGGAAUGGCCACACCAGUCAGAGUGCCCAGCAGCCUGGAAUGGCUCUGGGGCUGUCAGUGCCCGUCAGAAACACAAGGCCAGUACACAGGAUGAGCGGAGGAGUGGCUCCAGGCUCAUCAUCUUUGUCAUCGGAGGGAUUAGCUACUCAGAGAUGCGCAGUGCCUACCAGGUCACACAGUCCGUCAAGUCCUGUGAGGUCAUCAUAGGAUCGUCCCACAUUGUGACCCCCAUGGAGCUCCUAGACGAUAUUCAGGCCCUGAGUAAACCAACCACCACCAAGGAGACCUUUACAAUAGUGAAGGAGUGACCCACCCCGUACCCCUUCCCAAACAUAACACCCCCCCAAACCUGAGCACAGAGCACUCAACUUCAUCAAUGGAAGACUGAAGGGAAUUCAUAUUCUAGAGUUUAGUCAUUAGCUAUGUGUAUUAUUAAUACUUAACUUUGGAACCUGGUGCAUAUUUGUAACAUAACCGUUGUGCCCUACACUAAAGUGCAUUUAUUACCUUUUUAUCAAAUCUGUGUGUGUGUGCAUCUCUAAUGGCCCUUUAUUCCAUAAAAAGUGGACUACUUUUGAUUAGGGCCCAUAGGACUCUGGUCAAAUGUACUGCACUGCUGGGGAAUAUGGUUCCAUUUGAGAUGCACCCUGUUUUUCUCGCUUUAAAACACUCAAUGUUCCAUGUUGGAAAGCUUCUGAGAAAUGCUUAGAGAUGUAAUUUGGAUAAAAAGAUAUGGAGUUAAGAUAAUGUACAUAUGAUGUAAGCACUGUCUGUCUGCUGCUAGCUAAAUCCUCUCUCCCCUCCAUUACUGUUUAUUUUGUCAUAGAUUAUUUACAUUUUCUUGUACUGAACUGCUGAUGAAUAAAUGGCCGACAUGGUUCAA